AAUCUGAACAUCCUUUCAAUUGUGCUCUGCAUGCCAUACGCUAAAUGCACAAUGCCGCCUGAAUCCGUGAAGACGCCGCCCCGAAAGACUGGCCGACUUCCCACAUCGUCGAGCCCAGAAGGCGCAACCGACUCAGAUUCGGCCUCCGGCCUGACUCAGUGCCUACUUCAGGACAAAAGUAAUCGUGUCGCCACGGUAACGGAGAAACAGACUCGUUUCUCUCAAACUCCAUCCUCUCGCGGUCCUUCAAGCCCGGCCACAAACAGGCCCACCUCAGUCGCCGACGUGUCCGGCUUCUCUCCGGUCCCUUUGAUCGCAUCAGACCGGGACACCAAACAGACGGUCCGGUUGCUGGCCAACGGUUGUUUGGCCGGCAAGCUGGACCCGGCAACCGGCAACGUCGUCGGUGGCGGUGCGUCCGAAGUGGGCGGCGUCGGGCCGCGGCAGCGUCAGCGGCAACGGCGUUUGCUCGAGACCUCCGCACCGAGUCCCUCCGACGCGACGGCGGUUUCGGUCCCCGAGUCCUCCUGUCACGCCCUGGACCCCCUCGAGGCCUCGUCCACGCCCAUGACGACUCGGUUGCAGAAUCUCGUCCCAUCUUAUCUCGAGGCAACGCAAUGUCCCCAUCGACGAGCUCAAUCUCUGCCGCCGGCCGAAACAUCUGCCGGUCACUGCGAUUGUCCCGUCUGUCCGUCCCUCGCCAACCACGGCCGGUCUGUGGUUGCGGCCAAGCCAGAGGGUCGAACAAUCGUGACGCCGGGCAGAUGCGCCGUCUGUCAGUACACCAGACAACAACGCCAGACCUGGCAACAGACACCGGCUUGCGAUGCUGCGUUUGUCGGUCCGUGGAGCGGAGGCCAGCCGAAGGAGGCGGUGACAACUGGCGACUCGGCCCGACGACGUCAGAUGAGCCUGCGCGCC
Messenger RNA from Protopolystoma xenopodis, 921 nucleotides. NCBI's taxonomy places the organism in Eukaryota, Metazoa, Platyhelminthes, Monogenea, Polystomatidea, Polystomatidae. The record is from the annotation of a GenBank genome assembly.